This is a messenger RNA of Glycine soja, 1572 nucleotides long. RefSeq names its product nodulation-signaling pathway 2 protein-like. The record is from RefSeq and is a predicted model, not a curated record. The transcript has a single exon. Gene Ontology annotation, cellular component: nucleus. NCBI's taxonomy places the organism in Eukaryota, Viridiplantae, Streptophyta, Magnoliopsida, Fabales, Fabaceae. Bases 1 to 1572 code for a protein of 523 amino acids. Gene Ontology annotation, biological process: regulation of DNA-templated transcription. Gene Ontology annotation, molecular function: DNA-binding transcription factor activity; sequence-specific DNA binding.
AUGAUGCACCCUGAAAUUCUCGAAUCCUCAUCAUGGUCUUCAAUCUACGAAGUCAAUAGCUCAACUAUUGGUCAUCAAUUUGAGCACUAUGGCUUUGAAGUUGAUGCCCAUGUGGGUGUUUCAGUAUUCAAUUCCUUGUUCAACACUCCAGAGAACACUUCCUCGGAAACUUCCAUAAACACUUUACCUUCAAUCAUGUUCACAAAUGAAUAUGAUCAUUUUUUACACUACCAAAUUGAAAAAGACACCCUUCAACUCCCAACAUUGAUGGACGUCUAUGGUUUGUCUAUGGAUUGUGAUGAUUUUGAUCCCAUCUUAAGGGAUCAUCAAGAAAGUGAAGGAGAUUGGAGUCCUACCCCAUCUUUGGACUCAGAUUUAUCAUCAAAUCAAAAAGCACUUACCUUGCCUCAACAAGGCAUGGAAAUUGAAAACCAAGUGAGUCUUCCACACAUGUUGGAGGCCCUUGGAGAAGCCAUAUAUCAAGGGAAGAAAGCACUAAAAGAAGUGAUCUUGAGAUGCAUGAGGCAGAAAGUUAGUCCACUUUAUGAACCUCUUGAGCGUGUUGCUUUCUAUUUGUGCCAAGACAUGGAAACAAGACAAGAUGAUUUUUAUCUCAAACAAGAGGCUUCCAAGAACUUUGAGGCAGCGUUUAAGGCCUUCUACCAAGGCCUCCCACAUGGAAAAGUUGCUCACUUUGUGGCUAAUUUGGCAAUUCUUGAGGCCUUGCCCCAUGAUUCUGAAGUCAUACACAUAGUGGAUUUUGACAUGGGAGAAGGGUCUCAAUGGCCUCCAUUGAUUGAGUCCAUUGCAACCCUUCGCAAAACAUUGAAGUUGACAGCAAUCAAACGGGGAGAGGAAGGUUCCGAGGUUGUUUCCUCUCCAUGGAAAUUUGAGGAAAUUAAAAGGGUGCUUCAUGAGCAUGCUAGAUCUCGUGAUUUGAAGUUGAUGGUGGAGGAGAAGGAAAUGGAGGAAGUGAUUAGUGAGCUUAAGAAAAUUAACAAAAGUGUUGGAAGUGGAAAGAGAGAUUUUUAUGCCUUCAAUUGCAUGGUGGGUCUUCCUCACAUGGGGAGAGGGACUAGUAGAAGGCAUGCCACGGAGUUUCUAAAUUUGAUCAAGAGUUGUGGAAGCAGGGGAAUUGUCACUUUUGGAGAUGCAAGAGUUUGUGAGAAGUUGGAAAAUGACUUGGAAUUCGUGUCAUUCUUUGAGAGGCAUUUGUUGCAUUACAAGGCCUUGUUGGAGUCAAUUGAAUCACAUUUCCCAAACCAUUUCACAGAUGCAAGAAGUGCCAUGGAGUGCCUAUUUGUGGCACCAAAUAUCUCUUCCCUUGCUUGGUUGCAAAAGUGGGAAGAGAUCAAAGAGGAGUCGGAGUCCUAUUUUCAGGCAGAUAUUGGCUUAGAGGGUUUGAGAUUGAGCAAUGCAAUUUUAAUGGAAGUCGGAGAGAUGUUGAGUGGAAGUGAACAAGGUUCAUAUCAAGCCAGGAUUGAAGGACAGAAUGACAAUCAAUUGACUUUGGAAUGGAAAGGAACCCCUCUAGUAAGAGUUUCAACUUGGAGAAAGAUCAAAGGCCAAUGA